Molecule: messenger RNA, 1347 nt
Organism: Vespa mandarinia (Asian giant hornet)
Lineage: Eukaryota; Metazoa; Arthropoda; Insecta; Hymenoptera; Vespidae
Product: odorant receptor 13a-like
Biological process (GO): sensory perception of smell; detection of chemical stimulus involved in sensory perception of smell
Cellular component (GO): plasma membrane
Molecular function (GO): odorant binding; olfactory receptor activity
Source: RefSeq, a predicted model, not a curated record
AUGAGAGGUAAAUGCAAUGAAGCUAUAGCAACUUUUACAUGGGGAGUUGUGAAACAAUGGGAUGUCCUAUGUGGUGAACCGAAGUGGGAGGACGCUCGACCGUUUUGCCGUCAGUCUGUUGCAAACCUUCGAAGAGAUAAAAUGGAAAAGGAUAGCAUGGAAGAAAUGGGAAUUGCCAACGUCCGAAGAUCAUUCAUUUGGAGCUCAAGGUUCUUAAAAUGCAUGGGAAUUUGGCCAUUGAAGAACUACGUACCGAUAUUUCUCUUCUUUUUCACAUAUCUUACCAUUCAUUGUUCUUUAACACUCGCUCAAUUAUUAUGGACUCCAAAAACUUUGGAGAAUGUCGUAUCGAACGUAGCAGAAAAUAUUGCAUUAUCAAUGACACUUACGAAAAUUACAAUUGCCAGAAUUAACAGAGAAGCAUUGCGUAAAUUAUUCACAGAAAUUGAGGAGUUUUCAUUGACUGAGAAAUACGAAACUAAAGAGGAAAAGUUGACAUUCGUGAAUUAUACUAAAUUACCUCCAUAUUUUAUUAUAAUAAUAGCAUUUUCAAUGACAGUAGUCGAAGUAUUGUAUUAUACAAGUCGACUCAUCGAAGGAAUUCAACUUGCAAGGCAAAACAAUUCCAUGAGUUAUAAAUUGCCUUAUAGAACAUUAGAAAUCAUGGAUUUAAAGGACAGCAGGAUUUAUGCUUUGAUGUGUGCUUAUCAAUUAAUAUUCGUACCAUGUAUCGUAUUAGGUUACGUAGGAUUCGAUUGCAUGUUCGUCAAUUUAUCCAUUCAAGUAAUUGCACAGUUCUCCAUAUUAUCCUGCAAAGUGAAAUCAAUAUUAAAUAAUUCUAAAAAUUAUCAUGAGGGUAUGAAGAACAUUGUACUACGACAUUAUCGAUUGAUAAGAUUGACGGAAAGAUUGGAGGAUAACUUUAAUUUACCGAUUAUGCAGCAAAUAUUGGGUACCACCGUUCAUAUCUGUAUUUCCGGUUACUUCGUACUGACGGGUAAGGAAACGAAGGAUAAUUUAAAAUCGUUCGUGUUCCUUGUGUACAUAUUUGCCGUGGUAUGCACUCUUUUUAUUUACUGUUUCAUCGGCGAAUGUUUUAUUCAGGAAAGUUCUAAUUAUGGUAAUGCCAUUUAUAAUUAUGACUGGUAUAACUUACCGGUAACAGAAUCGAAAUUUUUUCUUAUUUGUAUGGCACGAACGAAGAAGCCGCAAUUUUUAACAUCUGGCAAAUUUGCGGUCUUGUCCUUAUCAAUGUUCACGGACAUCAUCAAAACUUCUAUGGGAUAUUUGUCGGUAUUGAGAACAUUUUUGUAAACAGAACUAAUGUGAAGUGGAUUACGUAGUAAC